Bradysia coprophila is the source of this 3265-nucleotide messenger RNA. RefSeq lists its product as uncharacterized. Lineage: Eukaryota; Metazoa; Arthropoda; Insecta; Diptera; Sciaridae. The record is from RefSeq and is a predicted model, not a curated record.
CGAAGAAGAACAAUUCUGGUUUUUGGUUUUUAUCAGAAAACCUGCAAAAACAUUGAAAUUGAUAUUCAAAAAGAAUAAGUGUUGUGUAUAUGCUCAGUUGAGACUUAACAUUCGCCUAAACAACUUGGACGAUGGGCAACGUGAAUGGGUUUUUCGAUUGAAAAGUAAACACCGUCCACACACAUAUCGUAUGAAGUUAAAGUUUUAUUUCAUUUUGAUAAUCGAUUGAUAAAAAGUAGUGUCAGUUAGAUUGAGUUUGUGAUUCAGUCAAGAAUAACGUGUUUAGAUUCAAGAAUAAUAAUAAAAUAACAACAACAACAAAAAACACGAACGAAGAAUAUUUUGUUUACAACGAUGUUUGGUGUAGGCGUCAUUUAUGGUGUGCUUGGAUGCCUUGUGUUAACGGACGCGCAACAAUACUACAAUCAGGAUGACUACUACAAACAAUAUCCCCAAUAUACGAAAAACGGUUAUCAUGGCUAUUCAACACCGUCGGGAGUCAAUUCGAAUGCUAAUAGUGUACAAGUCAUUGAAGUUUCGAUACCGAAUCUAUCAGACUUAACCGGAGCUCUUGGCAUUAGCAAAUCAGACCAAAGUGUAAUAUCGGGUGUAAUAAAGCAAUAUCUCUCAACGUCGCAGACUGACACACCGUACACCUUUUCGAUUCAUGCUUACAACGACAAAAAGUCACCACAGACCAAUUCACAAAAUUUAUAUGGCACCCAAGCAACGAUUAAUUCUCAAUCGCAAUAUAACCAACCUAACUAUCAACAACCGAACUAUUAUCAGCAGCAGUCUUCAUACGAUUAUAACAAUUAUAAUUAUAAACAGCAGCAGCACCAAAGGGAGGUCGCAAUUUAUGAACAAAAGUUGAGAGAUUAUUACGCUAAGUAUCCGUGGACCGCUCCUCAGCCAGCUACUACAACUGCUUCCCCUCACGUUCAAGGCGAAGUAAUCAAGCCGAACGAAAUCAUACCUUCAAACCCCGAACCAAUACCAGACGGUGGUAAAUCACUUGCUGAAUUGCUACUAGAGAAUCUUGGAACCACAGAAGAACCUACUCCAAAUAACCAACCAAGCGAUGGAAAAUCGCUGCUAGAAUUGCUGAACGAACAGAAUGGUAAGCAACCAUCAGACGAACAUCAAACCACUACUACGACGACAAGCGCUCCGAAGAAAUCUCUUGACGAUCUGAUUGGUAACGUGUUUACCGAAAAGCCACAUACCACCACUGAAGAGCCUCCGAAACAAGAGGGCGGCAAAAGUUUAUUUGAACUUUUGGCGGAUCUAGAACCUCCAGAGUCUUCGGACGAGGUUAAAACAAAAUCUGAUGUUGCUGGUGGUGAUUAUGGCCUAGACGUCCGGAAUGAUGACAGUAAGGUGAAACGAACCAAACGACACAUUUUACGUGAAGGUUUGCGUCGAAUUACAGAGCGGAUAUCUAACUUUGGGAAGAGCAACAGUGAAAGACAUACACGGGAUCACGACUGCAAUCAUCACGAGGGACGUUCUCAUCAUUCCCAUACGAAUCGUAAGCAUCAAAAUCGUGACGAGGAUAGUGACGGUGAAAGUGAUGAUGAAGGUGACGAUAAUCGAAAUGGAUUUAUUGAAAACCAUAGGCAUGACAAGCAUAAAGGCAGACGCCCCACAGAUUUUGAAAAUGAUGGUCACGGACAUGACCAUUCUCUCUAUCCACAUCCGCACCAGCAUCCUUAUCCACAUCCUCACCCACAUCCCCACCCACAUCCUCAUCCUCAUCCACAUCCCAAUACUGAUUACGAUCAGCAGGAAGAGAAUAAGUUCCAACAGAACGGAAAGCCACGACCAUCUAUUGAUAAUGAAAAACCAUCCAAUCAAGAUGCUCCACACGAUCAAGUUAUUCAAACAAGUCGAAAGCCACAUUUCGUUGAUGCGGGAACUCAAACUGAUGCAGUUGCCACGACGAAUACAGACGAUAAGGAUGUCACUCUUGAUAUUGACAUUCGUGGAGGAUUUGACGGAACAAGAAGAAAGCGCCACAGUGUAAAACGUUCUCGCCGGUCACCAGACGACGAAGGAUUUGUUUUCCAGGAUGACAGCGAGCCAGCUGCACCGAAAGAUGAAGUAAAGACCGACGAUAAAGAGAAAAAUGACGAGGCAGUGACCGAGUCAGCUGAGCCCGCUGAUGAAAAUGCAACAGAAAAAGAGGGAGAAGAAGGUGGCCUCGACAAUAGGUUCGGAUUUUUCGGCGGUGGCUUCAACAGGCAACCUGGAAGACGACCGAUCGCAAAUUUAAUAGGCGGAGUAGUGAAUAGUUUUCUCGGCGGUGUUGCUGGUGGUGAUCCAUAUAAUCGAGCGCCGCCACCGCAGCCAUAUUAUCCUGAUCCGUAUGGUCAACAGCAAUAUUAUGGAAAUUAUCCGCCGCAGCAACCUGUUCACAUUCAUAUCAAUAAUGUUGCAAAUGCGAAUGCACAAAGUCAAACAACGAACGCCGGUCCUGGCCCGUUCGGUCCACAUGGUUCGAAUCAGAAUGCAGCUGCUAAUGCUCAGUCGGAAAAUCAUCAAAAUCAAUUCGGUUCAUUCCAAAAUGCCGGUGCAUCUGGUCAAGCAUCGAACUUAGCUGGUGAUGGAUCAUCGGGACAAUUGAGCGCUGCCAAUGCAAUGAACCAAAACUAUCAAAACGAAUUCGGUUUUGGCAGCAAAAAUACAGCCCAAGGUCAGGCGGCGAAUUUCGAUAAUCACGGCAAUUUGGCCUUAACAUCUAGCAACAGUGGUACGAACCAGUUUGUCGACCAGUUUGGCGUGCACGACGAAACAAAUAGUGCCGCACAGUCGAGUCUACAGGGCCAAUUCGGUACGCAAAAUAGUGGUGCCCAAUCGAAUACCUAUCAAGGUCCGAACGGAUCUGGUGCCUCGGCAUCGAGUCAGGCGUCAAGCAUAAACAGUGGACAUGGUGGACAUGGAUCGCAAAACAGUGGAGCUAGUGCGGCUGCUAACAGUGGCAAUGUCGGAGGAAAUUCGUUCGGCAAUGCACAGAGUAACACAUAUACAAACGAUCAAUGGGGAUGGUGAGUGUGGGCGGGAAGACUGGAGUUCGGCAGUUCUUUUGGGAAUAUAAAAUCUACAAAUCGGAAGUUUAGGUAAAAUUUCGACGAAUAACGACAUUGGUUUGCAGAUUUUAUACUCACAAUUUAGACUAUGAAUGCAAAUGAUGGCAUUGAAGGAGAACUUUUAAAUUAUCAUUUCUUUGACGACGCAACGAAAGCAGCAAUUUUUUGUAAAAUGU